Molecule: messenger RNA, 1723 nt
Organism: Rhododendron vialii
Lineage: Eukaryota; Viridiplantae; Streptophyta; Magnoliopsida; Ericales; Ericaceae
Product: cytochrome P450 81Q32-like
Exons: 2
Coding region: 19-1524 (501 amino acids)
Molecular function (GO): iron ion binding; heme binding; monooxygenase activity
Source: RefSeq, a predicted model, not a curated record
UCACUCCAUACCAGAAAUAUGGAAAUCACACUAAUCUCACUCGUGUCUCUCUCAAUUUUCUCUCUCCUCGUUGCUUUCUUUAUCCUGCCACGAAAAACACACCGCAACCUCCCUCCAAGCCCACCCUCUCUUCCGGUCAUCGGCCACCUCCACCUCAUCGAACAACCUCUCCACCGAGCAUUCCAAAAACUCUCCAAAACCCUCGGCCCCAUCUUCUCCCUCCGCCUCGGCUCCCAACUCGUCGUGGUCGUCUCCUCCCAGUCCGCCGUGGAAGAAUGCUUCACCAAAAACGACGUCGUACUAGCCAACCGCCCCAUGUUCACCGUUGGAAAAUACUUCGGGUACGACUACACUACCGUCGUUGCCUCCCCGUACGGCGACCACUGGCGCAACCUACGCCGCCUCAUGUCCGUCGAAAUCUUCUCCACCAACCGCCUCAACGCCUUCCUAUCAAUCCGACAAGACGAAGUCGGGCACCUAGUCCACCGAUUGUACCAGAAAUCGUCCAACGGCUUCGCCAAAGUCGAAAUGAAAUCGAAGCUCUCGGAUCUCACAUUCAACGUCAUUAUGAGAAUGAUCGCCGGGAAACGGUAUUACGGGGAAGAUUUGGAGAAUUCGGCAGAGGCGGAGGAGUUCCGGGAACUCGUGAGUGAGGUUUUCUCAUCCGGUGUCGCAUCAAAUCCCGCCGAUUUCUUGCCGGUUUUACGGUGGAUUGGUUACAAUGGUUUUGAGAAGAAUUUGGCGAAAACUCAAAAAAGAUUUGACAAGUUAUUGCAAGGGUUGAUCGACGAGCAUCGGAAGGACAAUAGUAAGAAUACGAUGAUUGAUCAUUUGCUUUCGUUGCAAGAGUCACAGCCAGAGUACUACACUGAUGAAAUCAUCAAAGGGCUUAUGAAUGUCAUGAUAUUAGCGGGGACAGACACGUCAGCUGUGACUUUGGAAUGGGCAAUGUCCCUUUUGGUGAACCACCCAGAGGUUUUGAAGAAGGCCAGAGCUGAGAUAGACUCUCAUGUUGGGCAAGAUCGUCUGAUUAAUGAACACGAUCUCCAAAGGCUGACUUAUCUUCAGGCUAUCAUAUCUGAAACCAUUCGCCUCUGUCCAGCAGCACCAAUGCUACUACCGCACAUGUCAUCAGAUGAUUGCACCUUUGGGGGCUACAAUGUGCCACAAGGCACACUCUUGUUGGUCAAUGCAUGGGCCAUUAACAGGGACCCUAAGGCUUGGGAUGACCCAACAAGCUUUAAACCUGAGAGAUUUGAAGUUGAGAAAGUGGAGGGACACAAAUUAAUGUCAUUUGGGUUUGGAAGGAGGGCAUGUCCUGGGGUAGGCUUGGCGCAACGUGUCGUAGGCUUGGCUUUAGGGUCAUUGAUCCAGUGCUUUGAGUGGGAGAGGGUGGGUGAGGAUCUUGUUAAUUUGACUGAAGGAAACGGGCUUACCAUGGACAAAGCUGAGCCAUUGGAAGCCAUGUGCAAAGCACGUAAAGUCAUGAAGGAUGUUCCCUAUGGUGGUGCGAAUGAUGCUUGAGCAAAUUUUUUUGACUGGUACAUUGUGGUCUGCAUUUCGUGUUUUUGUACUACAAUUCCUAUGCGGCAAUAGUCUUGACAUUUUUCUCUUCAUUUGUUUUGCUUCUAUGAUCUUUCUGGUAGUAUGCAACAACUAUUACGUGUAGCUAUGAGACGAUUUAACAAACAAUUUAAAUAAAUAUCAUUAACAUGUGUUUUUU